Molecule: messenger RNA, 684 nt
Organism: Trypanosoma theileri
Lineage: Eukaryota; Euglenozoa; Kinetoplastea; Trypanosomatida; Trypanosomatidae
Exons: 1
Coding region: 1-684 (227 amino acids)
Source: RefSeq, a predicted model, not a curated record
AUGCCAGGCGAAGUUAACUCAAGCCACCAGAAAAGCAGUGAAGGUGCAUCUGAGGAGAAUGUAGACCUCAUGUCGUGGGAGGAGUUUCGUUGCCGCUACAUCAUGGAACACAAUAUACGGCACCGGAUGUUGCACAGAGUAAAUAAUAUUGGACCGCAUGGUAUUCAAACACCGUCUGCUGGAGUAUCUAAUGAUAUGAAUCAACCACAUCCGAAUCCUGCUGCUCAGGUGCCCCAACCAGCAGUGGCAGUACAGCAACGCAUGUGGAACCUUGCUGAACGUGUCCGCGAUAUCAUUCCUGAGCUUUUCCGUGUAUUUUGGCGGGCACUUUUGGCAACAAUUUUGUUAUUUAGGUCGCUUCAGUUGAGUUAUUUUAUUGGUGUAUUGGUAGCGUUUGCCGGUUGGGUGCUUCUUAAGCGUAUCUUGGGAUCAGUGAGGGUAGAACGUGAGAGACCAAAUCAUCACCGAGGCGAAACACACACAACAGGAGGAACAAAUGGAACCACAACGGCACCAACGCCUCACCGGCACCAGCAAUUAUCACUAAUGCGCAAAACACUAUAUAUCCUGACACGUUGCAUCACCUCAUUUUUUUUAAGUUUGUCUCCAACCUAUUCUGUGGAACAAUUGGAGGCAGAAUUGGCAGCUGAUGGCCUUAUUGAACCUCACUUGCAUCAGGACUAG